GCAGUCCAUCGUUUGCAAUAUCGGGUCAUUUUCGUCAGAGGCGAGUGUGUAGCAUCGAUCAGAGACUGCAAGAAUAUUAAAGCAAUAAAAUCCCGAUUUUAUUUUAUAAGUUAGACUAGCUAUUUAGCGUGAAAGUGUAUAUCUUUUAGUAAGAAAGUUUUUUCUUUAUUCCUGAAUCCUGCGAAGGCAAAAAUGAUGACUACCCGCCUUCGAGCAAACAAAGUGGACGAGAAUGAUACCCAACAGAAAGCGAAGAAGGCGAGUCAGCUCCUCAAAGCGGGGACAGUGGGACUCACGAAACGGGCGGCUCUGGGUGAACUGGGAAACAGGGCGCUCGUAAAGACAAAUGAUGUACAAAAGGAGAAUGUGAAUUGCCUGAAGAAUGCAAAGGCUCGUGUGGACUCUCAUUGGAAAAAGACUGAAUUUCUCUCAAGUGCCGCCAAUAAAGUGGUCCUGGCAAAAGCACCGAAGCAACCAACGGUUCCACUGAAAACGACGAUAAGUGAAAUAAAGGUCCUAAAGCCACGAGUUGUAACUAAACCAAAGGCAGUUGAAAAACAAGCAUCGCAACCACAGCCUGUUUCACUUCAGCAAAUCAUUGCGCCUGUUCGCAGGGAGGAAAGUAAUGUGUCGCGUCGAUCAUUGUCGAAACUUAAGGCCGUUUUAUGUAAGGAGAAAAAGGAAAAGCCAAAGGCUGUGGCAGUUAUUGCUCCUCAUGUUUCGGCUCCAAUUGUCGUCCCCUCAUCCGAACAGCCAAAAUCUAUAGAAGUUAACUGUAAGAUUACGGCACAUUCAUCUUCACUGAUUGACGAAGUAGAGAACAUUGACGCUGGCGAUUCGAAAAAUUUGCUUUUGGUUUCCGAAUAUGCUAAUGAUAUUUAUUCAUAUUUGUUCCAACUGGAGUUACAGAUGCCAGUACGUAAAGCACACCUAGACAAACAGGCUGAGGUGACCCCAAAAAUGAGGGCAGUACUUCUCGACUGGAUAAACGAGGUUCAUUUCCAAUUCCGUUUAUUGCCUGAAACAUAUCAUUUGACAGUUGCAUUAAUCGACAGAUACUUACAGGAAGUACCUACAACACAGCGGCAAUACCUACAACUUGUCGGUAUCGGAGCACUAUUCCUUGCAUCAAAGUACGAGGAACUCUAUCCACCAGAGAUUGGCGACUUUGUGUAUAUCGCAGACGAUACCUACUCAAAGCAUGAAAUUCUUGCAAUAGAACAGAAGAUCAUAAAGACUAUUGACUACAAUCUAGGUCGACCGUCCAGUAUUCACUUCCUUCGUCGUUUUUCGAAGGCAGCUAGCACGGUUGAAGAUACUCAUAUGUUAGCCAAAUAUCUUAUUGAACUUGUUUCAAUUGACUACACUCUUGCGCAUCAUCGGCCGUCAGAGGUGGCAGCAGCAUCUUUAUUCUUAGCGUUGAAACUAUUCAAUAAGGACACAAAAAUUACUGACGAUCAACUAUGGACAAAUACUUUAAAAUUCUACACAGGAUACACAGCGGAUAAUUUGCGACCGUUAGUUAAGAAAAUUGCAACACUCUUGAAGAAUGCACCCACUGCUCAGCUGAAAGCAGUUUUUAACAAAUAUCAGUCAUCGAAAUUCGAUAAAAUUGCACUGAAAUCAGAACUGAAUGCAUCUCGUUUAGAAAAACUCAUCUCUUAAGUCUAUUGAACAGUAUUGCUUCUUCUGAGAAGGCUUGCUUUUGGACAAAUGUGAAAUUCUACAAAUUCGACUGCUGCCUAUUAUUUAAUAUAAAAAUUUACAGAUUUGUGGAGUUUGGCCAAAAGUUUGUCUUCUGAGAGUAAAUAGUGGAAUCGAUUCUUAGUAAAAGUCCCACAAUAAAUGGUUUCGUUUUGUCAACAUCAGCAAUCUAAUGCGUUUUCUUAUUAACUUGAAUGCAUUUGAGAUUUGUUUUGCCACUGAAUUCAAUAUAUAAGGCGAGGUAGUCCCUAUUUUCGUACAUUGCAUGUAAGUAGAUUUCGGUGUUAUAGGCUUAUCACUUUAUGUAACUAUGAUAAAUUGUAAAAGCAUUGAAACUAAAACAAGUAGCGAAUAAAAAAAAAAUACAAUAAAGAAGUCGAUAACAGAA
Messenger RNA from Hermetia illucens (black soldier fly), 2092 nucleotides. RefSeq names its product G2/mitotic-specific cyclin-B (gene CycB). The record is from RefSeq and is a predicted model, not a curated record. Gene Ontology annotation, molecular function: cyclin-dependent protein serine/threonine kinase regulator activity. NCBI's taxonomy places the organism in Eukaryota, Metazoa, Arthropoda, Insecta, Diptera, Stratiomyidae. Gene Ontology annotation, biological process: regulation of cyclin-dependent protein serine/threonine kinase activity; mitotic cell cycle phase transition. The transcript is spliced from 7 exons. Bases 193 to 1665 code for a protein of 490 amino acids. Gene Ontology annotation, cellular component: nucleus; cytoplasm; cyclin-dependent protein kinase holoenzyme complex.